Molecule: messenger RNA, 4933 nt
Organism: Siniperca chuatsi (mandarin fish)
Lineage: Eukaryota; Metazoa; Chordata; Actinopteri; Centrarchiformes; Sinipercidae
Gene: stox2a
Product: storkhead box 2a
Exons: 4
Coding region: 1214-4291 (1025 amino acids)
Biological process (GO): positive regulation of transcription by RNA polymerase II
Cellular component (GO): nucleus; cytoplasm
Molecular function (GO): RNA polymerase II transcription regulatory region sequence-specific DNA binding; DNA-binding transcription activator activity, RNA polymerase II-specific
Source: RefSeq, a predicted model, not a curated record
CGCAUGCAUGCUCACGCAGAAUCGCGCGCAGCAGGCGGAUGCGCGCAUACACACUUUCUCUCACACACACACACACACACACACACACACACACAUACACAUACACACACACAUACUCACACACCCUUCCUGGAGGUGCUGGGAGCAGCUGCAGCAUUAGCGUUGAAAGAGAUUUGCCGUUGACUGGAGUUUGCAUCCCCCCCUGUUAAUGAAUGGAUGCUACGGCGAUAGGCUCAGGAGCUUCUUCCGUUGGAUUGCGGGAAACGGUGGAUAUCUAUUCUUGAAUUUAUUUAUUUAUUUCUAUGCUCUCCAUUUUUUUCUCCCCACCCUCUGCUGGUGUGCUGUUGUCGAAAGGACGAUGGGGUCUUGUGCUUGAUCGGAUAAAGAUGGAGGUGAACGUGGCGUCUCCGGUGCUUGGCAUACUAUUGAGGUUUCACUGCCCAUUAGGGUGAAUGGAGCUUUUAUUUCUGUUUUUUUUAAGUGGGCUCUUUUGUUUUCCGGGGAUCGGCCGAGCACUCCUGUGGUGAAUUGAGCUAUUGUCGAAGACUGGGCCUCUUAAGCUUUGAAUCUUUGACUAUCCAUCCAUCCCCUCCCUUCCUUCCCCUGUUACCUUCUACUCAAACGGAACAAACGGAUCCCAAAACCUCCACUGAAAUCUCUCCUCACCGUCCUCCUUGCUUCCAAUGCCCCAUUUCCCUCAUCUCUACCCCUGCCCCCCCACCUCUCUCCUGCUCCCUCCUCCCACAUCAGAGCGGCUACGUAAUGUGCCUCCCUACGCAUGCAAAUGGGGAUGCUACAAAUGGUGGCUGGGACUGAUGCCGAUGAAAGGGUGAUGCCUCGCGCAAUCACCUGCACCUCCGCCGCCGCUGCCAUCGCUCCAGAUCAGCCUGGGAGAGCCCAGCAGCCGAUGACAACCACCCACAGUGCGAACACAGUUGUUUGUAGCUUGCUCGUGGAUGUAAAUGAGACGUGUGUAUGUGUGUGAAGGUGCACACUGGUUCCUGCCAUGUCUGGUGUGUGAUUGCUCUAGCGGGACGUUCUUACUGAUGCGGGGGAGGCACUGAGCCUGAGGUUGGUCGACCUCCCCCUGCACACCCCCCCCCCCUCCCCACCUCCCUCCUUCCUUCCCCCACCUCCCCAUUCCACCACCCCCCCACCCUCACCUUAUCCCAGAAGCCCCCGGGGGUGAAGGCCACCUGGUAAAGGGGUCACGAUGAAGAAGAACCGCAGCAGCCAUCUGCGGCGGGCCUGGCCCAGCUCGGAGCUUACCGAACGCCCGCUGGAGCACAAUCUCUCCCGUAGUGAGAAAGACAUCCGUGUGCAGAAGCAGCAUCUUCCUCCCCCUCCUCCCCCUCAUUUCUCUCCGUCCCCGCCAAGUUAUCGUGCGCCAGGUGACGUGUCUCCGAUCAGUAUGUCACCUAUCAGCCAGUCACAGUUCAUCCCGCUGGGGGAGAUCUUGUGCCUGGCCAUCUCUGCUAUGAACUCUGCCCACAAGCCUGUCAACCAGGAGGCUCUGGUGGAGCACCUCACUGCCAGCUUCCCAGGCGUGCCUACACCCAGCACAGAGGUUCUGCGACAUACGCUGAACAUGCUGGUGCGAGAGAGGAAGAUCUACCCAACUCCAGAGGGCUACUUCAUUGUCACCCCCCAGACCUACUAUAUCACUCCUUCCCUCAUCAGAACCAACAAUAAGUGGUAUCACCUGGAUGAUCGGCUGCCAGAGCGCCAACCGCAACAGCCACAGCAGCAGCAGCAACAACAGCCGCAGCAGCAACCUCAGCAAUGCACUUCACCUCAGUCUGCCAACGUCACACCAUCCACACCUGGCUGCCUGAGAGAGAGGCCUCCUCGGAAGAAUCACAGUGACUCAUACAACUCCUAUCGCGAAGACCCGUCCAGACUUCACACCUCUGCGCUCCAAAGUAAGUCACCAAAGGAGCACAGGGGAGAUUCUUAUCAAAGUAAGCCGCCCAAGGAUCACAACAGUGGGGAGCCUCCACCAACCACAUCAGCCAAGGAGCACCGAGGAGAGCCGCCAUCAUACCCUUAUCCCCCUCUUCCCACUUCCCCUCCUGUCCAGCAACCGCCGCCUCAAGAUCCUGCAGAUAAGAGCAAAAGCAUCACUUCUUUCCCUUAUAAAACUGACACUCUGACCAAAAAGAAAGAAGGAAGUGGUGGUGGUGGAAGUGGCGAGAAGCAAUCCAAAAGAUUCGGUCUCAGGCUCUUCAGGCUGAGUUUCAAGAAGGACAAAAUGAGGCAGCUGGCCACCUUCUCAGCCCAGUUCCCCCCAGAGGAGUGGCCUCUUCGUGACGAAGAUGUGCCAACCACGCCCAUUCCCCGUGAGGUGGAAAUGGAGAUAAUCCGCCGAAUCAACCCCGACCUAACAGUGGAGAAUGUGGCAAGGCACACGGCUGUGAUGAAGAGGCUGGAGGAAGAGCGUACGCAGAAGAACAAGGCAGGGUCUUCGGCCCAGCACAGUGCACGCAGCAGGAGGGGGAGGGGCCACAGGAGGGCCCCACACGGUAAGUCCCGCUCACACAGCAAGCCCCGAACCUCCAGGGGAGACCCGUCUGAAGGUUCAAACUGGGACCUUUUGUUCAUGGAAAGGGAUUACCGCUUCUUUAGCCAUUCGUUAGUUCGUUCGCCUCGGGAGGCCAUGUACACCUUGGAGCGCAGGCGAAGUGGAGGCGCAACAUACCUGGUCCAUAGCAACCCCAACAUUACUGAAUCGUACUGCCCUGUUACCCCUGAGUGGGACGUGUCUGGGGAGCUGGCCAAGAGGCGGACGGAGAUGCCCUUCCCAGAGCCAUCACGCGGGACGUGCCAGUCCAGAGUGCAAAGAAGUCACAGUCACAAUCAGGACAGGAAGUCGCGUCACGAGAGGUCAGAUCAAGCUAAGGAACGCUCUCGGUCUAUGGACAACUCCCUCAAGGGCCCGACACUGGGGGCGCCAGAAGACUUUGAACCCAGUCUGGAGGAGCGUAGUCAUUACUACACCGAUGACGGCACCCUGCGUGCCACGCAGAAGUCCUCCCACUACUCAAGGAUCAUGUUCUCUGCUGCUAAGUUCCACUCUGAUUUUAAUGUGCCUGAUUUGGGGAAAGGGAGUUUGGAUGAGUCAAGGAUCCGGAGUACGAUGGAGAGGAACAAAAGCAGAGACAGCUUGCCUACAUACAAUGAGCUAAUGGGACUUUCUCCUAAGCCCUCAACAGAUGAGUACUUCCAGUGCAAUACGUCAAAUGAAACAAUCCUAACUGCCCCUUCGCCUCAGGCAAAAUCAGAAUAUGACACAUUAACCUCAUCAGGGGGACUCCGAAAGGGCUCUCCGGCUGACCGCCAAACGCCUCACCUCAACUCUCCUCACACGAUGGAGUACAAAGAGGACUUGUCGGCAGCAAAGGGACAGAAUGGCUCAGUGCGACUGACGCCAAGCCAGACGCCGGAGCCGGUGCAAAAUGCCCGUUUAACGCCACACCAACACAAUGUAGAUCCCGGAGGGGGAGGAGGCGGUAUGGUGAUCAAGAGGAAAGAGAUCUUCAGCAAGGACACUUUGUUCAAACCUCCACACAAUGCCUUGUCCACAGGCUACGUGGACAGCAGCUACACCAAGUCCGGCACAUUGCGGAAAGCCUCACAUGCCAAAUCAACAGAGGCCCUAGACAAUCCUGAGCCCCAGCAGCCUUCCAAUUCAACCACUUCCUCAGCGUCACCUGCAGUUUUACAGGGCUGCUUAGAGCCAACAGUCCCCUCUGCCUCCUUUGACUAUUAUAAUGUAUCAGAUGAUGAGGAAGAGGAAGAGGCAGAGGAGGACUCGCACAAAGAGUUGGCGAAGGCAGAGGACAACAAAGACCACGGGGAAGGGGGUGGUAACGGUGGAGGCAGUGGUGGUGGUGGUGGAGAGGGAACCAUGCAGUGGCUACUGGAGCGGGAGAAGGACCAUGAUCUGCAGCGGAAACUGGAGACCAAUCUGACCUUACUCAGUCCCAAGGAGACGGAGAACAGCAGCAGCCAGAAGUCGGCCCACUCUGCCCGUUUGGACAGCAUGGACAGCAGCAGUGUCACGGUGGACAGUGGAUUCAACUCCCCCAGGACGCGUGAAAGCCUUGCAUCCAACACAUCCAGCAUAGUGGAAAGCAAUAGACGGCAGAAUCCAGCGCUGAGCCCCGGCCACAUUGGCACCAGUAGUAUCGGACUGCCAUUCAGCUUUCGCGCCAUCCCAGAACCCCCCACCACACAGCCUGAGAAACUCCAGAAGUCAUCGAACUGCCUGGCCUCCAUCACCAGCGUCUGACAGGCAGCACAGACUGAGACCCUGAAGGUGGUGGAGGAGAGAGGAAGUGAGGUGUUUCACCAUUUUGACCCUCACUUUCCUCAACCAAUACACACACACAUACACAUAAACACACAUCUUCAGACUCCUGAGAAUCCAUUUACUGGGACUGUUACAAAAACAGGCAUGGCUUCAAGAGACUGUUCCCACAGCUUCAAGAACUUUACUGCAAAAAAGAGAAGAAAAACUACAGAAUAUCAAGACCACUGUAGGUGAAGAAACCUACCUGAAGUACUUUGAGUUUGGUGAUAUGGACUCUAGUUUGGCUUAUAUCAAGAUUCUUGACUAUUGGUAUUGGAAAGUAGUAGACUAUAGGAUUCAAGUUACAUUUGGAAAUAUCGAAAACUUUUUAUAUUACUUAACAAUACAUGUCCAAUUAAAUGUUCUCCUUCCUGAAAUAGCGUCAAGUUCUUCAGGACGAUUCAAUGUAUCAGCACAAUGUCGAGACAAUAAAAGUUGAUCCUGAGAACAACGAAUGAAAGAUAUAAAAACAUAAAUCAGCUCAGAUUUGUGUACCGCAAUGCAAAUGAUGUAUGUAUACUCGAUACUUUUGAUAUCCUAAUUAUUAUAAUGGUGGUAUUAAAGAUGCUAUGUGACCAAAAA